AUGGAUUCAUCGCGAGUCGCCACAAGAACGCCUGUGACGGUGAAUCUAAAGGCCAUUGAGGCCACCCCGGAGAGCUUCGCGGAGUUCGGCCAGGUGAUAUCGGUCUCUCCGGACGGGGAGGAGUUCGGGCCGAAUGAUGCACAGCUGGAGCUCCACCGCGGUGUCCCAAGGCAUCCUCAUACUUUCUCUUCGUGGUUUUGAAUCUGCAACUUCUUUGCCGUAUUUGGCGUUCUGUUUCGGUUUCACCCCGUGCCAGACUGUUCUUUCUCUUCUUCUUCUUCUUCUUCUUCUUCUUCUGACUUCCUCGCGGUAAUCAUCUCGUUCUCAAUUCGAAGUGUACACACGAUGAAAUCUCCACGGUGAAUUGUGAGAUGUUUGAUGAGUAUUAUCAAAUUACCAGGGGGUUCUGCUGGUUCUACUCCCUUGCCUCUCGUCCUUUUGGCUGAUUCGACGAGUUCCAUUGGUUUCCUGACAAAUCAACAGACAAAAUAUUUGGUUGGAAAAUGAUUUGUUGUUAUUUUUUUGCUCGCAGAUCCUAAAUUUUCUUAAAAAAAUAUCCUGCCAACUGAAUGAUUCAAUCUCCUUUGAUUCCUCGAACUUUCCACAAUCUCUCCAUGAAGGGAAGGCACAUCUCGGUCAAUCACCCGCUGUUGUUCUUCAAUUUCCCUAAUAUUUCUUUCAUUCGUAAUAGGUUCUACAUCAUGCGUCUACAAGAGCGCGAGCUCAAGUUCGCUAAUAUCACUCACCAUGCCAGUGUGACCCAAUGCCUCGGUGCCAUUGGCGGUGACGAAUGGUAUCUUGGAGUGGCCAAGGCCUCCAUCUGUGAUGGGGAGACGGCGAGCGACACGGGCAAGAAGGUUUCAAAGGCGGCCUCUGGGCACUGCUAUUUGCCUCCCCACCCUAACGAUGUAGUCGCCUUCAAAAUAGCCGGCCCCAAGUUUCUGAAGUUGAACGUCGGGACAUGGCAUGCUGGGCCCUUGUUCAGAAAGAAGGCCAUGGAUUUCUACAAUCUAGAGCUCUCAAACACCAAUGUAAGUGCUUCUUCUUCGUUAAUUCGCUUCCCUCUCAUGUGUACUCCUAAAGUGGACUUUAUCUUUAGCUGCUUGGUUUAGGAUUUAAGGUUGUGUUUAUGUUCUUAAAAAUUCUUCUGAUUUUCUUCAGCAAAAGUCAAUACCGAUAAUGAGAUCUUCUGUUUUUUAGCAUACUUUGUAUAUGAUCAUAUACUGUCUAUGCCCAAUUAUUUCCAUUAGUUUCAUCUCCUGUUAAGUAGGCUGGAUUUUAGGCAUUUGGUUCAUGUUCUUCUUUAUGAUUUUGAUUCAUGCCAAGAUAGAAGCCUUUUUUCUUCAAAAAUCUCUCCAGUUCCUUUGAUAUGAAUGUGAGGCCAAUAAUAAAAAAAAUCCAGUUCUUUCACUUUGUUCCUUUACCCAGAAAAGUGGUCUGGAUUUUACUCAUGCAUUUGAGAUUUCUAGAAAUCACGCAGAGAUACUCUCGUACCGAAUUGGGCAGUUCAUCAGCAUUCCCGGCUGUUUAGUACAUACAGUAAAGAGAUCUCUGCUUUAAUAGCUACCCAAUACUAAAAAAUAACUCAAGAACAUGAAGAGUAAGAGGAGAAUUUUGCAUGGUUCUAACCUAUACUUACCACAAAAUAAAAUAAAAUAAAAAAGUAUGCCUACCUGAUCUGAACGCUUCAGCCCAGCUCUGAAAUCCCCUUUCAGAACUGAAAUCUCAUGGCCCAAUCUAUCCAGGGAAGCCCAGAGGUGCUACUAAUUUCUUCGCACGUGUGGUUUGGCCCUGCAGGUGUUGGAUCACACUAUGCACAAUUUCUCGAAGGAAAAUGGGGUGGUCUUCUUGAUCGAAGACGAUUAA
Messenger RNA from Spirodela intermedia, 1866 nucleotides. The record is from the annotation of a GenBank genome assembly. Lineage: Eukaryota; Viridiplantae; Streptophyta; Magnoliopsida; Alismatales; Araceae.